AUGGCGAGCAGUGUGGUUUGCAACGGAAAGACGUACGAUCGUCACGGUCUCGUUGGCUAUGGGCUGAUCCCUUCCGUUGCACGAGACAAAUUUGGAGAUACGCUGGGAGGCAUAGGCAGCUCAGUUGUUAUUGACCAAUCCUCGUGGGAGAAGAGCGGAGAUGGAACUUACAGAGGCGUCGCCUGGUGUUUGCCUGACCGCGGAUGGAACAGAGAGGGCACGGUCAACUUCCAGAAUCGCGUCCACAAGAUUGGGUUGAAGUUAACCCUAAAACCGGAUGCGACAGCGGAGAAUCCCUCAGAGCCAAAUCUUCAGCUCAGAUAUCUGGACACAGUUCUUUUCACUGGCCCAGACGAUACUCCCACUACAGGCCUUGAUGCAAAUGGGCAGCUUUCCUAUCCGGAAUUUCCAGAUCUACCUCUACCCGCGGCAAAGUAUACAGGAGACGGCUUCGGAGAAGCAGGGCCGGGAGGUCACCGUAUAGCUGUCGACAGCGAAGGCCUCGUUCUUGGCUCCAAUGGCACGUUUUGGGUCAGCGACGAAUACGGCCCGCACAUCUACAAAUUCUCCCCCACCGGGAAAAUGUUGCAGGCCAUACGCCCGCCUGAUGCGUACAUCCCCCGUCGGAAUGGGACCGUGAGCUUUUCGUCCGCUUCACUCUCUAUCUUCGAUCGAAAGGCGGAAGUCGCACAAAUUCGUCCAGAGGAUCCUGACUCCGGACGCGGCAACAACCAAGGCUUCGAAGGUCUCACCAUCUCGCACGACGGAAAGAAGCUGUAUGCACUUCUGCAAUCCGCGCUGAACCAGGAAGGGGGCAAGAGAAGGAAGACGCGCAGGCACGCUCGUUUGAUCGAAUACGACAUCCCUGAAGCUGGAGAUGCAGCAUAUGCCCAUGAGUACGUCGUGCGGCUGCCACUGUACGAUGAAGACAAGGCUGCUGGACAGUCCGACAUCCUCUAUGUGGGCGACAAGCAGUUCCUCAUCCUCGCUAGAGACUCGAAUGCGGGCCGCGGAUCCGAGAAUGGGGAAUCGAAAUCGAAGUAUCGCCAAGUGGACAUAUUCGAUAUCAGCCAGGCCACAGACAUCAAGUCUGACGAGUACGACCACGCUACUGGGGCGAUUGCGGAUCAGAACGGCGGACUAGUCAGUGGCAUCGUUCCUGCAGAGUAUUGCGGAUUUGUCAACAUCAAUGACGAAUCUGAGCUCAGAAAAUUCAAGUUGCACAACGGCGGACCACAGGAUGAAUGGCUAUUGAAUGAGAAAUGGGAGUCUAUCUCCCUCGUGCCAGUAGAGCCGAAGGGCGAUGGUUCUCAGGGUAGCAAUGAUAGCAAGGAGUAUCUCAUGUUUUGCUUUAGCGACAACGACUUCAUCACUCAGGAUGGGCGAAUGAAUUUUGGGGAAUUUCAUUUUAAGGAUGCAAUCGGCUAUGAAGUGGAUUCCCAGGUUCUAGUUUUCCGUGUCACUCUUCCGCAGUGA
Messenger RNA from Coniosporium apollinis CBS 100218, 1476 nucleotides. RefSeq lists its product as uncharacterized. The record is from RefSeq and is a predicted model, not a curated record. Lineage: Eukaryota; Fungi; Ascomycota; Dothideomycetes. The transcript is spliced from 2 exons. Bases 1 to 1476 code for a protein of 491 amino acids.